Molecule: messenger RNA, 1074 nt
Organism: Aphis gossypii (cotton aphid)
Lineage: Eukaryota; Metazoa; Arthropoda; Insecta; Hemiptera; Aphididae
Product: KRAB-A domain-containing protein 2-like
Exons: 4
Coding region: 1-1074 (357 amino acids)
Biological process (GO): DNA integration
Molecular function (GO): nucleic acid binding
Source: RefSeq, a predicted model, not a curated record
AUGUCUCAUAACCAACUUAUUGUUCCAUUGAAACCCGGCGAUACAAAAAUAAUUUACUUCGUAAAAAAUGAAGAUUUAUUCGAUAUUAUCCAUGAUGCCCAUAUCAAAACAGGCCACGGAAGACGAACCCGUGUAAUUAGUGAAUUACAAACAAAGUAUAAAAAUAUAACUUAUGAAUCAGUUACAUUAUUUUUGAGCUUGUGUGUUCAAUGUCAAAGGAAACAAAAAGUCCCAAAGAAAGGGAUCGUGGUAAAGCCAAUUAUAAGUCGUGAACUCAACUCUCGAUGUCAAGUUGAUUUGGUCGAUAUGCAAACGUGUAAAGAUGGUGAGUACAAAUUUAUUCUGAAUUAUCAAGACCAUCUCACUAAAUUUAUACAGCUUAGACCAUUGAAGAGCAAAACAGCAGAGGAAGUAGCCCUCACGUUGCUGCCAAUUUUCCUCACUUUCGGUGCACCAAAUAUUCUACAUUCCGAUAAUGGGAGAGAGUUUUCUAAUAAAAUUAUAAUAGAUUUGUGCUCGAGGUGGGAGGGUGUAAAAAUUGUUCACGGUAAACCUCGUCAUAGUCAAUGUCAAGGUUCCAUCGAAAGAGCCAAUCAAGAUUUUCAAAAUAUACUCAGAGCCAUGAUGCACGAUAAGAAAACAACAAAAUGGUCAGAAGCUUUACCAUUUGUUCAAUUCGCAAAAAACACUGCUUAUCAUCAAGGAAUAAAACAAACACCGUAUGAGGCAAUGUUUGGUAGCGUUGCUAAAAGGGGCCUAGCAACAAGUUCAUUGCCACGAGAACAAAUAAAAUACAUUGAGACCGAAGAGCAGCUUGAACAAAUUAUUCAGUCAAUAGAUGAUGAUAACACUGAGCAAGUGGAACAAAAUGACAAUGAUCUACAACAGCUUGAAACAAUUUUACAGUCAAUUGAUGAUGAUAACACUGAGCAAGUGGAACAAAAUGGCAAUGAUAUACAUUCUGCAGAGAGAGUGUUAGUUAAUGAGAUCCAAUAUAAUAACACUGAGCAGGUGGAAGAUAAUGCUGAGCAAAGUAAACUAGAUCAUGAAUUAAAAAAAAAAAAAAAAACAUGA